Messenger RNA from Staurois parvus, 2461 nucleotides. The record is from the annotation of a GenBank genome assembly. Lineage: Eukaryota; Metazoa; Chordata; Amphibia; Anura; Ranidae.
AUGAAUGGUGAUUCCAGUGCAGGGGUGGUGACCUCACCACCCCCUACGAAUGCUCCCCACAAGGAAAAGUAUUUUGACCGAGUGGAUGAGAAUAACCCGGAGUACCUUAGAGAAAGAAACAUGGCACCUGACCUUCGACAGGACUUCAACAUGAUGGAACAGAAAAAGAGAGUUUCUAUGAUACUUCAAAGCCCGGCCUUUUGUGAAGAACUGGAAACCAUGAUCCAGGACCAACUCAAGAAAGGAAAAAAUCCUACUGGGUUAUUGGCAUUACAGCAAAUAGCAGAUUUUAUGACCACAAGUGUACCAAGUGUCUACCCAUCGGCCCCACAGGGUGGGAUGGCAGCGUUAAACCUGAGCUUGGGAAUGGUCACACCUGUAAACGAUCUUAGAGGCUCUGACUCCAUUGCUUAUGAAAAGGGAGAAAAAUUGCUUAGAUGUAAACUAGCCGCGUUUUAUCGCUUAGCUGAUCUGUUUGGAUGGUCCCAGCUGAUCUACAAUCACAUUACGGUCAGAGUGAGUUCAGAGCAAGAACACUUCCUGAUUGUUCCCUUUGGACUUCUGUACAGUGAAGUUACUGCAUCCAGUCUGGUCAAAGUCAACCUGCAAGGUGAAAUGGUUGACCGCGGCAGCACCAACUUAGGAGUGAAUAAAGCUGGUUUCACAUUGCAUUCUGCCAUAUAUGCUGCACGACCUGAUGUAAAAUGCAUCGUCCAUAUCCACACCCCCCGCUGGUGCUGCAGUGUCUGCAAUGAAAUGCGGCUUGUUGCCGCUGUCUCCGGAAGCCUUGUGUCUAGGAGAGGUGACCUAUCAUGACUAUCAUGGCAUACUAGUUGAUGAAGAAGAAAAAGUAUUAAUUCAAAAGAACUUGGGUCCUAGAAGUAAAGUACUAAUACUUCGAAACCAUGGACUAGUAACUAUGGGAGAGACCGUAGAAGAAGCAUUCUAUUAUAUUCAUAAUCUUGUGUCUGCCUGUGAAAUUCAGGUACGCACCCUGGCCAGUGCAGGAGGUCCAGACAACCUAGUACUACUAGACCCCAGCAAAUACAAGAAAUCCCGAGCACCUGAGUCACCAUCUGGAGAAGGAGUUACACACCCAAAGUGGCUUGUUGGGGAGCAGGAGUUUGAAGCCCUCAUGAGAAUGCUGGACAACCUGGGUUAUAGAACUGGCUACCCCUAUCGAUGUCCUGCCCUGCGAGACAAGGCCAAAAAGUACAGUGAUGUAGAGAUUCCUGCCAGUGUCACUGGCUACUCCUUUGGCAGUGAUGGUGACUCAGGCACGUGUUCCCCUCUCAGACACAGUUUUCAGAAACAGCAGCGGGAGAAGACAAAAUGGCUAAACUCUGGUAGAGCCGAUGAGGCCUCAGAUGAAGGGCAGAACGGAGGCAGCCCCAAAUCGAAGACUAAGGUGUGGACGAACAUUACACACGAUCACGUGAAACCCUUGCUGCAGUCUCUCUCGUCCGGUGUCUGCGUGCCAAGCUGUAUAACCAACUGCUUGUGGACUAAAGAGGAUGGGCUGAGAACUGCCACCUCUACUGUCCCUAGUCUGUUUGUCCCACUGAACACAGAUCCCAAGGAAGUGCAAGAGAUGAGGAACAAGAUAAGGGAGCAGAAUUUGCAAGAUAUCAAAACAGCUGGCCCUCAGUCUCAGGUCCUGAGCGGAGUUGUGGUGGAUCGGAGCAUGGUGCAGAAACUGUCAGUGUUCAAGGAUGCACCUCUUUCAGACUGUUCCGAAACUCUUGAUGGGUUCGAUCUGUCAGAGCAGGCUUUUAGUCCAGCUAAAAUCCACUCAGUUAGAAAGGGAGAAUUGAUUACCGCAUCAAAAGCCAUCAUUGAGAAGGAGUACCAGCCUCACGUCAUAGUCAGUAAAGCCGGACCAAACCCUUUCAACAAACUGACAGACCGCGAGCUGGAAGAAUAUCGGAGGGAAGUUGAGCGUAAACAGAAGGAUACUGCAGAUCAACCAGAGGAGGUGGCAGAACACAAGGACAUACUCCCAGACACCUCCUUAGUCCGCACUCCUCCCAGUACACCAAUCAAGCAAGAAGAAGAGUCUCAUCAUGAGCCAACCUACAGAGAUGACAGUGAUGCUGCAACCUUCAAGCAGACUCUUCCAGAUCUUACCCCAGACGAGCCAUCUGAAUCUCUCGUCUUUCCAGCAGUGGACAAACCAAAUGAAGGAGAAAAUGCUUCUGCUGAGGAGGACCUUCCCAAAGUCCACACAGAAAGUGCUCCCAAAGAACACAAAGAGCCUGAACCUCAGAACGUUGACUCUUCUCCUGCUGCCGCACCAGCUGCAGAGGAAGUAGCGGCGGCUCAACCAGAGGCCGCACAGGCUGAAACCGCACAGGUCGAUGCUGGCAGCGACGAAUCUCCCGGCAAAUCCCCCUCCAAAAAGAAGAAGAAAUUCCGCACUCCUUCCUUUCUGAAGAAGAGCAAGAAGAAGAGCGAGUCGUAG